This is a messenger RNA of Enhydra lutris kenyoni (northern sea otter), 949 nucleotides long. RefSeq lists its product as uncharacterized. Lineage: Eukaryota; Metazoa; Chordata; Mammalia; Carnivora; Mustelidae. The record is from RefSeq and is a predicted model, not a curated record. The transcript has a single exon. The coding region runs from base 145 to 936 and encodes 263 amino acids.
CGGAGAAGGGAGGCGGAGGCAGCGAAUGACCGCGACCCCGAGGCAACUGGCAAACUCUCAGCUCCCGGCGCUGCUGCCGCCGCCGCCGUCCCCACCCGAAGCGCACGCAGUCCCGGCUGCCGGCCCAGCUGAGUCCUCCGCGGGAUGGGGAUGGAGCGCGGGGAGCUCGGGAGGAAGGUGGCGUGCUGGCCAGGGAUGGAGAGCCAUCGGCCGCCGGGACAGGGCCACAGAGACGCGGCGGCUCCCGCGCGUCUCAGGAGAGAUCCAGGCUUGGGAAACCUCUCCGGUACCCCCCAAGCUUCGAAGGAGAGGAAACCCCGAAAGUGCGUGUGGUGGAGGGGAGGAGACCCGACGCGGCGAUUCCCCGCAGCGCACCCGGUUCCCACUCCCACCCGCGGAGCUGGCCACGUAUGUCGCGGGCCGGUCCGCGGCGAGGCUGGGUUCCCGGGGUCCAGCGCGCGUGAGGGUGCGUGUCUAGCUGGGGUGCGCGAGUGUGUGUCCGAGUUUUCUGUGCUCCGGGGGCGGCGGUGGGCUGUUCCCGUCGCUGGGUUCGGGGCCAGGCGCGUGUGGCACUGGGGCUGUCUCGAUGCGCGGGGCCCAGGAUGCGGGCUUCCCAUCAUUACAAACCAGGGGCAUCAAGGGGCACACACUCUCGGAGAGCGAAGGGAAAAAGUUUGCUCCGAGUCCAAACUUCAGGCUCCCGAGGCUCCCGGCGCGCGCCCCCUCCCGCCGCAGACUCGACCCCGGCCCCGCGCCGGCCCCGCUUCUCUGCCGGCACCCCGACGCCCGACACCGAAAGUUGAGCCAGGCGGCCUGGGCUUAUUGAUUUCUCUCCCCGCGGCGAUCGCCCAGAGCGCAGAGCCAGGAGUGAAGGGGCCGAGGGGAAGACGAUUUCGCCUCUCGCCUGACGCCGCCGCCGCCCCCCCCUUCAUUUGACUUAUGGAAAUGG